Messenger RNA from Dermochelys coriacea (leatherback sea turtle), 1030 nucleotides. RefSeq names its product ras-related and estrogen-regulated growth inhibitor-like protein. NCBI's taxonomy places the organism in Eukaryota, Metazoa, Chordata, Testudines, Dermochelyidae. Gene Ontology annotation, molecular function: GTP binding; GTPase activity. The record is from RefSeq and is a predicted model, not a curated record.
AUGGUAUGGCCCAUGCAGAUUACUCCCUCAGACGCUAGAAUAAGAAGAGCCGGGAGUCAUUCUACCUCAACCAGUGGAGAGGACUGGCAGACAGACAGACAGACUCUGCUGAGAGAGAGAGAGAUCGAUCUACAAAUGGUUCUCCGAAUCCCUCUGCGCAGAAGUGCUAGCUUCACCCCAGACCACCAGCCCUUGAUGGAGGUGUCCAGUCCCACCGCGGUGAAAAUAGAAGCGAAUAUGUUAGUUAUGGGAGCAAACAGCGUGGGGAAAUCAGCCUUGACGGUGCGUUUCCUUACCAGGCGAUUCAUUGGGGAAUAUGGAGACAUGGAAUCCAUCUACAGCCACAGCCUGGCAAUGGAGGGCAGAGAGAUCCUCGUCCACAUAUGGGACGUCCCCUGUUCACAGGACCAGGUGGAUGAGAGCUCUGCCAAGGAAAAGCGAGUCCAGUGGGCGGAUGGCUUUGUCCUGGUCUACAGCAUCUGCGACCGUGCCAGCUUCAAUGUGCUGCGCCCCAAAGUCCAGAUCCUCAAGGCAGCCAAGGAGGCUCUAAGCCAGGAGAAGGUGCCUAUCGUCAUCGUGGGCAACAAGCGGGACCUACACCACCGGCGGGCGGUCUCCAGUGAGGAGGGCCGUCUCCUGGCGCUCUCCAUGGACUGUGAAUUCUAUGAGGUCUCUGCAGCUGAGGCUUAUCAUGGGGCACUCAUGGUCUUCCAGGGGCUGGCGGAGCGCAUCUGCGAGGCCAAGCUGGCACUGAAGAAGGGCACUGGGAUCCGCAGCAUUGUCAAAAGCAUGUCAGCUGUGUUUGCCCGGAAGAGGACGGACUCGCUCUGAGCUGGAGCCUGUGUGUUACUUCCCCAUGUGCUGCCAGCUGGGAAGAUCAAGGUGCCCAGCCUGCUUCACUAGACUAAGCCCUUCUAUCCCAGUGACUGUGAAAAGAGCCAUGUACUGUAUAUGAGGAGUCAAAUGGAUUCCCCCAACCUCACACCUGAGAGCCUCAGGAAAAUGGCCGAGUCUGCCCCUGCCAUCAUAU